Ochlerotatus camptorhynchus is the source of this 1819-nucleotide messenger RNA. RefSeq names its product F-box only protein 9. Gene Ontology annotation, biological process: SCF-dependent proteasomal ubiquitin-dependent protein catabolic process. The record is from RefSeq and is a predicted model, not a curated record. Gene Ontology annotation, molecular function: protein binding. The transcript has 4 exons. NCBI's taxonomy places the organism in Eukaryota, Metazoa, Arthropoda, Insecta, Diptera, Culicidae. Gene Ontology annotation, cellular component: cytoplasm; SCF ubiquitin ligase complex. Bases 297 to 1640 code for a protein of 447 amino acids.
UCGUGUGUGUCUGUUUUUCUCAAGUCGCCUCAACGAUGUGCAACGCGUAAUUUUCGCCAGCCCAGUGAUUGGAAAAUUCAGCAUCCACAAACCCUGUUCGUCCGAAAUACUAUGGCCAUAUCGCUGUUGCAGUGGAAACAAGUGGUUAAAAUUGGAGGCUCCCGCGAGAAUUGCUACCAUUCGCCGAUUGUUAUCCGCUACUCCGACCGUGAACUAGGCAGCGACUAUUGAUAUCCCACCACUACUGAACGACUGCGAAUUUUCAAGGUCAUCCAUCGCAAACUAACCGAAGGGAAAUGGAGUCCACCGGAGACGCUGGCAAGGAGGACGACGACGAGAGUUCGUCCUCUUUGAUUGUGCCGGAAAGGAGGAAAAGCUCCGAAAAUAUCACAUCGGCUUUGAACGAGUUCCGCGUAAAAUGGCAGCAAGAACUGAAGCAGGAUGUCCCCAGUGGAAGUAGCUCUGGUUCGAAAGAGAAAGCUCGUCCUAACCACGCAGCUGUUGCAACCGAUAAGGAGAAUUUUUCGAUCGAGCAACAGGCGCGAGCUUUAUUUUUGCAAGGUUCUGAUCUGGAACACACAGGGAAGGUCUUCGAAGCGAUGCGGCUCUACCGGAAGGCAGUGCAAUUGGUACCUGAUAUCGAAUUCAAAAUCUACGACAUCACAAAGCAGCAGGGUCCCAGCGGGAGCAAGGAGCAGUCAAUGGAAAAUCUAUCCGAAAGUUUGAUCAAGGCCAGUUUGGAAGAUAACGAGAAUUUGGAAAACGUUGACCUGGUGUUACGCUUCCAAACUAUGCUGGCCAAAUCGGGCAGGUUGUUCGAAAGUGCUUCGGCUGCUGACAGGAUGCUGAUUGUGACGUCGGCUCACUUCUCGGAUCUGCCGAUGGAGGUGAUUUUGUACAUCCUGAAGUGGGUCGUUUCGAGCGAGUUGGACCUCAAGUCGAUGGAACGAUUCGCAAGGGUUUGUCGUGGAUUCUACCUACUGGCCAGGGAUGCCGAAAUUUGGAAACGCGCUUGCGUGAGGAUAUGGGGUGUCAACGUUGGCCACCUUAAGGGAUCGCCAUUCACAACGUGGCGCGAAAUGUACAUCAAUCGACCUCGUGUGCACUUCCACGGGUGCUACAUUAGCCGCACCAGCUAUCUACGAUAUGGAGAGAACAGUUUCCAGGAUCAAUUCUACCGACCGAUGCAGCUGGUCGAGUACUACCGAUACUUUCGAUUCUUUGCCGAUGGGAAGGUUUUGAUGCUGACCAGUGCCGACGAGCCGCAGAUGUGCGUUGGCAAGCUUAAGAAUCGCUUUGCGAUGCAAAACGAGAUCCUACAUGGUCACUACAGGCUGCAUAACGAUGAAGUGAUCAUAGCAGUGCAGCGCAAACGGUCCAACGUGCAAAGCCAGCGUCCGGGACGCAAGCAGGAAAUCGAAGUGGAAUGUAGUCAGCAGACGUUCUACCUUGAGCUGAACAUUGUGAGCACCGCCAAACGGGCCUUCUCGCAGCUGCACUGGAAGCAAUACUCGAUGGUACAACUGCGUGAUGACCAGGAAAAGACUACUGCCUUCGAGCUGGCACCCAACAAAUAUCCGCCGCUGUUCUUUUCGCGCGUGAAGAGCUACCACCAGGAGUCGGACGGUCCUCUUAAGUAGAACUCGCAUCCCGCAGCUACAAACUGCAACAAAUUGAUAGUCAUUGAUAACUCUUGUUUGUCUUGUUUAUCGUAAAUGGUUUAUUUUCUACAUUGUUCGUCUAAGCUAUUUACUGCACAAGCAUAGUGGCAUAAUGCAGUGGUAAUAAAACUUUUUAAACCUAAUGUGAUAAAAUAAAA